GUAAAAGUAUCGGGUGCGCCACCCAGUUGCGCCGUUUUCGAAAUGAUUCUCUAUCUACAAAAUGUCAUCCAGCAUCUGGUGAGUGAGAUGCAGGCAAACGAACUGUGGCUAUUUUCUUUCUUCAGAUUAAUCGACACGCACAUUCUUGCCGGAGGGUAGCUUUUUAUACAGCACACAGACAGAUGAUGUGGUUUGUCUUGCCUGUUGACAAGAUCUCAAGAUCUCACACCUACUUACCUGUGGUGUCCACUCGGUAGACAUCACGGAAAGGAUCCGUGCUUUUCCUCCAGUUUGGGCACUUACCGAAAUGAACGCCGUGGCGACUGCCUUGUACUGCGGCAGCGGGCAGUGGGCCGGGUUCGGUGGCAAGCGAAUGCGCGCAAACUGCGGAUCACUACGGGUGUCUUGUUUUUUCCGCCAAUCGAUAUGGAAGAGGCAUUGUUUUUAUCCUCCCUGCAUGCGUUCUGUUUGUCGUGUAGUCUGUUGGUUCCUUCUUAAACUCCUGGAUGACACUAUUCUCACGUCCGUCUGGCAGCAGCUGGAGUUCGUUACUCCUGCUUCGCUAGCCGUGCCUGCGGUCAAAGUCGUCCGGAGCUCCUGCAGUUCGUAGUUACGUGAGAGCUGCAGUUGUCGUUGUGAUUUCUGUCAGUUUUAGUGAAUAAAGAUAUGCUCGAAAGAUGGCUUGACAACAUUUUUUAUGCUCAUGGCCCGUCCUUCGUUUUUCGUUCCUUCUCACACAUCAAGCAUGAUCAGCCGUGCCGUUUCUGCGUAUCCAAACGCAUAGCAUGUCUGAACACUUGUAAGGGUCAACGGAGAAAGUUGCAGUAUCGUCUACUCCUUCAGUUGGGGAGUAAGAGAUGUUUCGUGCUUCGAAAUACGACCUUAAAGUUCUUGGUCGCGCCUGGUGUAACUUUUCUUCUUCGGUGGGCAAUCUGCAUUCAGCCACAGACAAGCAACAUAUAUUACCAGACUGUCAAUUGGGGUCAUUUCCUGCGUUAUUGCUAACCUCAGGAACCUCAUGGCUGAUUUGCCUGCGCGAUCGCGGCUUGUACGGAACUGUCAGAAGAAACCACCCUCCCUAAUUCCUCCCCUUCUUGCAAGCCUCAGAUCUGUGGCAAACGCCCUAUGCUUCAGUGAUGGGCGGGCAUCGUGAGAUCGCUUGAAUGAUAUACUCCAGGGGCCAGCUCGACUUACGUGGUAGGCCGCCUGCACUCUAAACAUAGAGCUUGUUUAAACUCAACAACGGUGUGGCACUGGUACAUGCUUCGCUUUUGACCC
Toxoplasma gondii ME49 is the source of this 1278-nucleotide messenger RNA. RefSeq lists its product as hypothetical. Lineage: Eukaryota; Apicomplexa; Conoidasida; Eucoccidiorida; Sarcocystidae. The transcript has a single exon. The record is from RefSeq and is a predicted model, not a curated record. Bases 667 to 1005 code for a protein of 112 amino acids.